Lathyrus oleraceus (garden pea) is the source of this 963-nucleotide messenger RNA. RefSeq lists its product as uncharacterized. Gene Ontology annotation, molecular function: nucleic acid binding; RNA-DNA hybrid ribonuclease activity. Lineage: Eukaryota; Viridiplantae; Streptophyta; Magnoliopsida; Fabales; Fabaceae. The record is from RefSeq and is a predicted model, not a curated record. The transcript is spliced from 2 exons. Bases 1 to 963 code for a protein of 320 amino acids.
AUGGCUUUAACCGAGUACGACAUCCAACAUGUGACUCAAAAGGCCAUCAAAGGGAGUGUUUUAUCUGAUUAUCUUGCACAACAACCCUUGAAGGAUUAUCAGUCUAUACGUUUUGAAUUCCUCGAUGAGGACAUCAUGUUGAUUAGGGAUUGCAACAUCCCCGGUCCUGAGGAAGGACCCAAGCUUGGAUCCCGAUGGACCUUGGUGUUUGAUGGAGCUUCUAAUGCUCACGGUAAUGGCGUUGGGGAAGUAAUCACUUCUCCGACUAAUUUCAACCUCCCCUUCACCGCCAGGUUAUGUUUUGAAUAUACAAAUAAUAUGGCCGAAUACGAGGCUUGUAUCUUUGGUAUUGAAGUUGCUAUCGAUCUUAGGAUCAAAAUCCUAGAAGUCUAUGGAGAUACAACCUUGGUAAUCAGCCAAGUCAAAGGAGAUUGGGAUACUAGAGAUCAUAAGUUCAUUCCUUACAAAGUGCAUGUCUUGAAACUAGUCGCCUACUUCGAUGAGAUUACAUUCCACCACAUCCCUCGAGAAGAGAAUCAGCUAGCUGACGCCUUGGCAACUUUGGCGUCCAUGUUUAAAGUUAAGUGGAAGAACGAAGCACCAUCCUUUCACCUCAACUACUUGGACGGACCUGCUUACUGUCUGGCAGCAGAAGACGAAGUUGACAUCUUACAAGAAGAUGUUAAUAAAUUUACUAGUAAGAUUAGUGAACUUGAACUAGAGAACACUCUCUUGCGACUCCAACUCAUCAAGGAGAAGCAAAGGGGUGAUGACUUGGAAGAUGAAGGCAAGGAAGUAAAAACCUUGUAUGAAAGUAGCAAGAAGAGGGCUAGGGAAGAGAAAGGAAAGAAGGAAUGGGUCGGUGGUGCUCUUCUAGGAGCUAAUUCAGAACUCAACGGUCAUAAUAAGGAAUUGGACCGAGCAUGGCGUGUCAUCCAGGACUUGGAAAGGACUCUAAAAUAG